Vigna unguiculata (cowpea) is the source of this 3162-nucleotide messenger RNA. RefSeq names its product putative L-type lectin-domain containing receptor kinase S.7. Gene Ontology annotation, biological process: protein phosphorylation. Gene Ontology annotation, molecular function: ATP binding; protein kinase activity; carbohydrate binding. Lineage: Eukaryota; Viridiplantae; Streptophyta; Magnoliopsida; Fabales; Fabaceae. The record is from RefSeq and is a predicted model, not a curated record.
GAAAUUAAUAAAAUUACUUAUUUAAUUUAUUUUUGUUAAUCCAAUAAAAUAAAUGAACACAAUAUAAAUUUGAGUUAAAUUAAAUUAGUGAAAUUUCACCCAAACUGUAUCCACCCAACCCCAAGCAUGACUUGGUGAAGCUUAGAUGGAAAAUAGAAAAAUAAAGUUAUAUUUUUGUCGUUACAGAGAGAGACAGUGGACACAGACACUCUUCUCCAUCGAUCGAUUGAUUUCUUGUUGAUUCUUGGAGAAGGCAUGGCUACGUGCAUGUGCAUGCUUGUCUUCUUCAUCAUCUUCAUGCUCUUCUUGGGCGCUCUGAGUGAGGUGGCAGCCACACAAAACAGCGUCAGCUUCGACUUCCCUUCUUUCACUCCCAACAACAACAACAUCACCCUCCUCGGCGAUUCCUUUCUAUGGAGCAACGGCGUCGUAAGACUCACCAACGUCGCCUCCACCUCCAGCACCGGCGCCGUCAUCUACGCCUACCCCAUCCCAUUCUUCCACCCUCCAACCGCCACCUUCGCCUCCUUCUCCACCACCUUCACCUUCUCCAUCAACAACCUCAACCCCGCCUCCUCCGGCGACGGCCUUGCCUUCUUCCUCUCCCCCAACACCGCCUCCUCCAACCUCUCCCUCUCCGCUCCACUCGGCCUCCCCUCCUCCUUCGUCGCCGUCGAGUUCGACACGCGCUUCGACUCCCGCUUCGGCGACCCUAACGAGAACCACGUCGGCUUCGACGUCGACUCCGUGAAGUCCCUCAAAACCGGUGACCCAUCCUUGCACGGAAUCGACCUCAAGAGCGGCAACACCAUCAUCACAUGGAUCGACUACGACGCCGGUCGAACUUCUCUCACUGUUUUCUUGAGCUAUUCACUUCCGAAACCCGUCGACCCCGUCCUCUCCGUCAAGUUCAAUCUUUCUCAACACUUGAGAAACCCCGUUUACAUUGGAUUCUCCGCUUCCACUCAAGGAAUUACCGAGAUUCACCAAAUCCAGAGUUGGACCUUUCACACUGCUUUUGCUCCCGCAAGAACGAGGCUGCACCCUCACAACGUUUCCGUGGUGGGAACUGUACCUGUUUCAGGUUCACGUUCUGGCUCUCGGGGUUCUGCUUCUGUUUCUAGUUCAAACACUAAAUUCACUUCCAAGAAGCAUGAUAAGAGGGUUGGCAUUGGUGUGGUUGUUGCGGGAUCUGUCUCUUUCUUUGUGGUUUUUUCAGUCUUGGGGUAUGUCUUUGUUCGAAAAUCUCGGGGUGAGAGAGAAGAAAAGUUUCAGAAUGGUUUCGUGGCGUGUCCCAGGGCGUUCGAUUACAAAGAGUUGAAGUCUGCGACAAGAGAGUUUCAUCCGAGUAGGAUCGUUGGGCACGGAUCAUUUGGGACGGUGUAUAAGGCUUUCUUUAUCUCUUCAGGAACCAUCGCUGCAGUGAAAAGGUCGCGGCACUCUCACGAAGGGAAGACCGAGUUUCUGUCUGAACUUUCCAUCAUAGCCGGUUUGCGGCACAAGAAUUUGGUUCAGCUGCAAGGUUGGUGUGUUGAGAAGGGAGAGCUAUUGCUGGUGUACGAGUUUAUGCCCAAUGGAAGUUUAGACAAGAUGCUUUACAAGGAACCUGAAGUGGGAAGGUUGUUGAGUUGGUCUCACAGGGUGAACAUCGCUGUUGGGUUGGCCUCUGUGCUGGUUUACCUUCACCAAGAAUGUGAGCGGAGAGUGGUUCACAGGGACAUUAAAACUGGGAACAUUUUGCUGGAUGGAAACAUGAAUCCUAGGUUGGGGGAUUUUGGAUUGGCAAAGUUGAUGGAUCAUGAUAAGAGUCCUGUGUCCACUUUGACGGCUGGAACAAUGGGGUACCUUGCCCCUGAGUAUCUUCAGUACGGAAAGGCCACUGAUAAAUCUGAUGUUUUCAGCUAUGGGGUGGUUGUGCUUGAAGUGGCUUGUGGAAGGAGGCCAAUUGAGAGAGAAGGGUCAAAAAUGGUGAAUCUGAUUGAGUGGGUUUGGGGGCUGCAUUCUGAGGGGAAGGUGAUUGAAGCUGCUGAUAAGAGGUUGAAUGGGGAAUUUGAGGAAGAAGAAAUGAAGAUGCUUUUGCUCUUGGGAUUGAGUUGUGCUAACCCUGAUACUUCUGGGAGGCCUUCCAUGAGAAGGGUGCUUCAGAUUCUGAACCAUGAGGCUCCACCACUUACUGUGCCAAAAGUUAAACCAACACUCACCUUUUCUUCUGCACUUCCCCUCACUAUUGAGGACAUUGUUUCUGACACUGAAGAAGAGUUCAGUACCAGCAGGUCUGUGUGUGAGAUCAACUUUGACUGAGCUCAACUUUUUCUCAUACACAGUGACACUUCAUUCACUGAACUACCGUGUGUGUGCUCAGGGUACAACAGAAGAAGCUUGUUUUUGUUUUAGUCAUGGCUCAAACAAGUUAGAGUAACAAGUGUUUGCAAUUUUGUAAGUGUACAAAAUGCGGAAAUUAGAGAAUUGAUUGAGUCACAAGUUUGUAUAUUGCUACUACUAUUAACCUAGAUUGUAUAUUUUAGCAAUCAUGCACUCAUGUUCCAACGUAGAAUUCUCGAUGAGGACCUUGUUCAUAGAAUGGGCGUUGGGCUUCCUGCACCCCAUCAUUACUAAAUGCAACUCGUAGUAAUAGAGUAAAAUACUAAAAUAACCUUACACCAAACCAAUGAAAAAGAGAGAAAGAAGGAGAAAGAGAACAUGUUACGAAAAAAAACAACAUUUUCGAAAAGUUUAUUCCAAAAUAGGACAUUUUGAAAGAUAUUAUAAAUUUGUUCUAGAAAUUCUAUUAUGAAAAACUUGUUCUGAGAGACAUUUCAUGUGGGUUUUAGAAAUUUUAUAUUAAAACUUUUGUUCUGAAAAUCUCAUUCUAAAAUCAUAUUCUAGAAGUCACUUUAAAAAGGUGCAAAAUGAUUUUUUUUUUUAAAAUAGGGGAGUGUGUGAAGAAAUUACAUGAGGGGUGCAGGGAGAAAAAGCUCAUUCUGUUAUCAAACAAAGAAAAAAUGACACCAAAAUUAAAAUGUAAAGUUCAACACAAGAAUUAAUGUUAACUUUUUCGUUUUUUUAAGAAAAUAAUUGUCCAGUCUAUAAUUAUAGAAAAGAAUUAUAAUUUCUGUUUUAUCCAUUAACUUCAUUUUUUGACAAUAUCGUAUGAAGCUUUUA